UAUCACUAUACUGUCUUUAUUCCGCGCCAGUUCCACCCUCUUCGACGCUAUCGCCCAGGAACUCACCCUCCUUGUCCUUCACCACUGUGCGACCCUUUCACUAGACGCUGCACACACAGGGACAUCAGAGCCCGCUCCGAAUACUCUCGCCAUUCCAAACACUCUUCAGCUGGAUUGACUUCAUCUGCUGUCACAAUGUCGUUCCUCAACGUCGCCGCACCCUCGCCAACCCCAUCCAACUCGUCUGCAAAUGGCGCAAAGCGCAAGCGCCCUGCAGAGAAUACCAGCGUCGUCUACUCGCAGCCAGCGGACACAGGCACCGGUGACCACGUCUACACGCAAUUCGGCUUUGCCCGUGACCACCUUAAGGAGGGGCUAAAGCAGCUCACCUUUGAGGAGGUCAUGAAGUAUCUGAACGUUAGGGAAGAUCAGCCGAACUGGAAGCAGCUGCGCCAGCUCUUUCACUCCCCAUCGAAGGACAACCGGAUUGGCUUCGACCAUGCUACCGGGCUUUACCACUACAAACCGAAGCUCGCUAUUCGCAACCCCUCGCAGCUGAAGGCCUAUCUCCAGGCACAGAAGUCUGCGCAGGGACUCUCGAUCAAAGACCUUAAGGAUGGCUGGCCGAACGUGGCGGAUGAGAUCAGGCCCAUGGCGGCGAAGAAGCUCAUAAGGCUCAAGGAGACCAAGGACGGCAUACCGAAGACGGUGUGGGACAAUGACCCGUCGCUUGAGCAUACCAUGGAUACCCAGUUCAUUAGCGACUGGCACAAGAUCGCUAUUCCUGCCAACCCAGACGACAUGCGCAACACAUUGCUCAACGUCGGUCUGAACGUUGCCACCGCGCCGCGCGUGAUUGUCGACAAUACGCCGAAGCCGAAGAAGAAGCGUGCGCCGCGCAAGAACGGUAGGGUUACGAAUACGCAUAUGGCUCACGUCCUCAAGGACUUUUCUGGAUUGCGGAAGUAGAUUGUUCUUGAUCAUGCAUAGCGAUGGCGUUUGGGUCUCCACGUCUCUGGAGUUUGAGUUUUUCUCUCGGGCUGCAGCUUUAGCUACCCAAAAUUGAUACCAAAAUGCACAACAACACGGGGAAGGUAAAUGAGUACCACUUUCUUUGUCGCUUCGCAUCACACAGUAAGUGGAUAGAAAAUCGAAGAGAGCUUGGCGCCGGCCAGAGCAACAACCAACACAGUCUCUUUUAUGUCUGCAACAGGCUUGCCUCCUAUCUACCUAUCGUCACCAUUCUCUUUAUAUUCUGUCUUGUAUAUCUACCCUACUCAUGU
This is a messenger RNA of Macroventuria anomochaeta, 1283 nucleotides long. Its product is annotated as transcription initiation factor IIE, beta subunit. Gene Ontology annotation, cellular component: transcription factor TFIIE complex. Gene Ontology annotation, biological process: transcription initiation at RNA polymerase II promoter. The transcript has a single exon. The coding region runs from base 196 to 969 and encodes 257 amino acids. Lineage: Eukaryota; Fungi; Ascomycota; Dothideomycetes; Pleosporales; Didymellaceae. The record is from RefSeq and is a predicted model, not a curated record.